UACUAAGCACGACGAGACAAUGUUAGAUCCUGAUGGAACCCGAAGGAAAUCUUUAAAAUAGCGCCCUUGGAAAGCAAAAUGAGUUUUCAUGGCGUCUAUGACAAGAAAAGUCAAGAAUAAACUGCACCUGUUUGGAACUCCCUGCGUCUCGCUGUUUAUUCCAAGUGGCCGCUACAAUAACAGGAACUCAGAAGUUCUUGUUAUGAAGUUCUGACAUCCCUCGGACCUUCUCUCAUUGAUCAAGUUAAACUAUUUAUUAGAUUUGUAUCUGUAGCAGUUUUAUUUAUUGUUUAUUCUCUUUCUUGAUUUUCGUGUUUUAAUACCCCAACCCCUAACUUGAAAACAAAAACCUGUUGUUGCUAUGGCACAUAAUAGUGUUGAGAUUCAGAUGUGCUUAUCUGAAUCUCUAGGCACUCUGCACAGGAACACAGGGAAAGUGUUUGUCAAGGAGGAAUAACAUUCCUCUGCUUCAGCAGUGGACUGAUGCAGAAAGUCAUGACAGCCCCUGUGGUUCCUGCUUGACUGUUAGAGCUCAGACGUGUAAACUGGUCUGUCAGGGUGAAGGCUAGCAGAAGUCCAACUCUAGCUGAAACGUUCUAUCAUACCAGACGGGUUGGAAAAUAAUUUUGGCUCAGAAUGGUCAGAGGAGUGCAUUUUGGGGGUUUUAAUGCAAGCCUGAUCUUUCUGAUGUUCUCUGUCGAAGGCUUGUUGUUGAAGGAGCAGCACAGGAAUACAGAGGUGACUCAAGGGCUCAGCAAAGCUAUCUUAGAAAUGCUGCAUAUCAAGAAAGUGUCGGCGAGUCAUCAGGCCAAACCUCAUCCUUAUAUGAAUAGGAUCUAUCAACAUCUGGAGUCACUGGAAGCUCAAGACUUUGGAAGAUCAGAUGGAAUCCUAGUGCAGAGUUUUCGAAGUGUUGAUGGGCCCCAUCAUGCUCCACAAGGAUGGAUCUGGUUCAACAUCAGCAGCCUGAACCUCUCCAUGCUGGGUGCAGAGUUGGUCCUCUACAGGAAGACCCUCCAUUCAUGCCCUCUCACUGUCACUGUGACCCUGCACAGCAUCAUUGCAUCACAGCACAAUCUGAAUGAAAUUCCUGCUUUGGAGGAGAGGCAGCUGACGCUGGACCAGCGGCCCUCUUCUGGGUACGAUGUUUUCAAUGUGUCCGCUGUUUUGGUUAUGCAGCAUCUGGAGGUGGUGGGCUUCCAGCUGAGGUAUACAGAUGAGAGUGGGAGUUUGGUCCUCCAUGAAGCGCUGACACAGAGUUUGUACUGUUUGAGCAGAGGCGCUCUGCAGGAACCCUUAAUGGUGCUUUACGAAGCACGGCCUCUUCAGUUCUAAUGACAUCACCUUGACCACAGAAAAUUCAAGGAAAAACUAUACAGUUUAUUUCCUCUUGUAUCUGAUGGCAGAAAUUCCUAAACAGUAUGUUUUGUUUUGAAUGAGUAUGCAUUUUUCUGUAAUUUCAAAUGGAGUUCAGCUUGUCUGAGAAACCAGUGAUAAAUAAUUCAAACAGCCAGCUGACAACAUUCAGAUAGAGCAGAAUUUUGAAGUGAAGCUCUUUCAAGGUUGUAAGCAGUUAUUUUUUUUAGUAUAAAUCCAGACUAGCUAGUCGUGAAGACUAUAGCUAAAGGCUAAUCUGAGAGGGAUGAAGACCAAGUCAUUCUUCAGUCUGAAUGCAUUAGCGGUUUUGCUAAAGCUCUUUUAGUCGUCUUUAAACCAUUGUCAGGGUUUGUGUUCUCCCUACAUGUAACCUCCUUUGUCUUUGACACUGUAUAAUAAAGCAA
This is a messenger RNA of Xiphophorus maculatus (southern platyfish), 1781 nucleotides long. RefSeq lists its product as uncharacterized. The record is from RefSeq and is a predicted model, not a curated record. The coding region runs from base 637 to 1335 and encodes 232 amino acids. The transcript has 3 exons. NCBI's taxonomy places the organism in Eukaryota, Metazoa, Chordata, Actinopteri, Cyprinodontiformes, Poeciliidae.